This is a messenger RNA of Cyphellophora europaea CBS 101466, 1059 nucleotides long. RefSeq lists its product as uncharacterized. The record is from RefSeq and is a predicted model, not a curated record. The coding region runs from base 1 to 1059 and encodes 352 amino acids. Lineage: Eukaryota; Fungi; Ascomycota; Eurotiomycetes; Chaetothyriales; Cyphellophoraceae. The transcript has a single exon.
AUGCCGCCAGUAUUACUACCCGCCUCCGCGGCUGCGUACGCGCCCCGAUCAACAUGUAACGUCGUCCUCGGCGCCAAGUCAGAGCCAUGGUUGACCGCCCGGAUAAAGGCUGUCAACAAGGUUAAGCGACCUCUCAACAGUGUUAUGCAAGUAACAAGAUGUCUGACUGAGCUUUUGUCCUCGCCUAAUGCCAUCUGGUCGCUGUGCUCAUUGAUGGUGCCCAAGUCGCCCGAGACCGAACUUCGGAAAGAUUCGAAUCCUUUAGUUGAGGCUCUCUUCAACUUCCAGCUGGUCCAUAUCGAAGCCUACGUGGUUCAUGUCGACAUGGUCUCGCAGAACGAAGUCGCAUUCAAGCUGACCCAAGACACCAUUGACUCGCUUGUCGAGCACCAUAAGGAGGUCUUCUCCAUCGACACGGCGGCCAAUACCUGGAGCUGGAACGAAAAGGACCAACAGUUGAAGAAGCUACAAGAGGAGUUUGUGCAGGCAGCCAACAAGUUCGUCUAUCGGACCAGUGUCCUGGCCUUGGAGGGUAUGGAGGAGGAAGGCGCGGGUGAGCUCCUGUGUGGCAGAAGUGAGGAAGUCAAGUCUGCCAUCUCGGGUCUCUUCGUGCCUCUACUCCCUCCUCCCCCAAGGAUAGUCGAUAUUGUCCGACCGACGCCAUUGCUCCCCAGCUCUACCACGGCCGAGCAAUGGUGGCCUUCGCAGCAUAUCCAGGCCAUCAACCCUGCCCCUGUUGAGGCGUGGAAGGUGGUCCCCUCGAGCCCCAGCCCUGUAUCGUCAUGCGAUUCGCAUCACAGUAUGUGGCCGUCGGUUCAGGACAUGCAGCUUCCUUCGCCAGCUCCAUCUUACAGCCAGCCAUUUUCCACGGCCUCAUAUAGCACAGCCAACUACUAUAGUGCCCCAGCAUACAGCACACCAGUGUCCACUGCGUCGUUCUCAGCACUUCCUCUACCCAGUACCCUGACACAGCAACCAUGCAGUACAUCUGCUGCCAUCAGCAACUUUGGGUGGGACCGCUAUAACGAGUACACGAUGCCGUAUGCUACUGCCAUGUGA